ACUUACGUUUUCUGUGUCAGGCCAGACGUCAGUGUCAAAUUUAGAAUUCCUUCAACAUGUUUACAAUUUAAUUUUAUUGGUGAAUUGGCUAAUGGCCUUUUGAUUUUGAGAUAAAUUUUGUUCUGAACUUUUACCAUUUACUACUUUUUACAUGUAAAUAAAUUAUAUAAUAUAAUUUAUGCUACUUCUAUUUUCGACAGUUACGGAUGCCGAUUACAGUAGUACCAAAUUGACCGUUUCAGUUUAAUGUUUUUAUUAGUCAAUUAUUUAGUAUAGCUUAAAAAAUAUAAUUCCAAAUAUUACAUAUCAAAAACAUGUUAAUAAAUGGGAAAGUUGAAAGAUCUAGAUAAUGUAUAACAUACUACGUGCGUUACUUUACAGGCUAUGGGUUGUGUCUACAUUUACAUUAUUUGGCAGUUUCUUAAUAUUUUGGUUCUAUGGCUUUAUUGUAGCUUUAGUGAGUCUAAUUUUAGGAAUAAUAGGUAUAUUGUACAAUGCACAAGACCUGCUGCUGUAUUACCCCAACGACCCGCCAGACUCGCGUGUGUUUGUACUGCAGCCAAGUACCUUCAAAUUGCCUUAUGAAAGCAUCAAGAUUAAAACUAAAGAUGGAUUCAAAAUACACAUGUUUCUCAUAUUGCAAGCCAAUGAUAGCCAUCGCAAACCAUCCAUGAUCUUCUUUCAUGGAAAUGCUGGAAAUAUGGGCCAGAGAUUGGCGAAUGUUUCUGGGUUUUAUCACAAAUUAAACAUUAAUGUGCUGCUAGUGGAAUACAGAGGCUAUGGUCUCUCUGAAGGUAGUCCAUCAGAACAAGGCCUUUACAUUGAUGCCCAGAGCGCCUUUGAAUACAUUAUGCAGAGAAGUGAUAUAGACCACUCGCAAAUCAUUGUAUUUGGCAGAUCUCUUGGAGGCGCCGUCGCCAUCGACCUGGCAUCCCGCCCUGAGUAUCGUGAUCGGAUUUGGGCGCUCAUCGUGGAAAAUACCUUCACCAGUAUACCAGACAUGGCUCGCGUGAUCCUUAAGUGGAAGUGCCUCAGCUGGCUACCAAUGUUCUGCCACAAAAAUAAGUACAUGUCGUUGAGCAAGAUGCGCGCGGUCCGCUGCGCGACGCUGGUGGUGUGCGGCUCGGCGGACGCGCUGGUCCCGCCGAGCAUGGGGCGCGCGCUGCUCGUGCGCUGCGGCGCCGCCGCCAGCCGCCUCGCCGCGCUGCCCGGCGCGCACGACGACACGUGGACCUGCGCCGAGUACUACCCCGAGCUGCAGCGCUUCCUCGCGCUGCUGCCGCCGCACGCGCCGCCGCACGCGCUCAGCGCGGUGCACGUCGUGUGACGAGCGCGGGAGCGAGCUGCUUACACACUCAUCCGACCGGACGACGGACGAACCGAUCCCGAGGAGGCCCUGUUAUUAUAUUGAAGUGCGGGUAAAGCUUAAAGGGUUCUUGAUAUUCUGAUUUUUCAACACAGGGAGUUGCACGAGGUCUUGUGAGAUUUCAUAUAUACAGGGUGCUCGAGAGUAUUUUCCAUAACUUCAAGACGUUAAUAUUUUUUUUUAAUUUUAUGUUUUCAUACAUGGUUAUUCCGACUGUCCAUGUAACACACGCCUUUGUCUAUCCUUGCAUUUUAAAAUGCAUCAUAAUUAUGAGGAUGUGUAUAAGGGAAACAUUUUAAGAUCUAUGAGUAUUUACAAAAAAAAAUAUUAUUUACUCCGAGAAUAUUAAUUUUAGAACACCUGUUCCUUGAACAUUUUUAAUUGAUUUUCGGUAAACGAUAUAACCUCUUGAGUUAUGGGAGAUACUCCCGAGAUUUGGUCCGACUCAUUAGACGCGCACGCCUCGGAUGAGUGUGCGUUACGUACACACAGUGAGCCGCCGUGCACACAGUCGUCGCUCGUCGCCGUCCCAUCAAUGCGCUUAUACAGGUACUGCAAUGGGAUGAUCGAUAUUAGAAAAAACAUCUAUGUUAACAUCGAGUCAAAAGUAUCGAUGUACGAUAAAUAUCGAUCGAAAGACAUCGAUAUUUCUAAAACAGCAAUGUUUUUAGAAACAAAUAAAACUGUAUUAUAUUUAUGAAAAGUUUUAAUUAUUACAUAAAUGCACUCUUUAAGAAAAUAUAACUCUCAAAUAACAUUCCCAGUAUUUUUUAGGGACACUAAUGGCUAUGCAAUAUUUAGGUGAAGCUAGUACACCUACUGCACGCUAGACCGCGCCCAAAAGAAUAAUUGACGUUUCGAUACUUUAUUCAAGUAACAUCGCUGUUUCGAUGAUAUCGAAGUCAACCCAUCGAUGUUAAAACAUCGAUGUUUAUUCAACGUCGAUGAAUGUCGAUCAUCCCUAAGUCAAAUACACGAGUGUCCGGGUGUCCGGGUGUCCGAGUGUCAGCGCGCACAAUGGUCCCAUGACGUGAGUGGAACCAGACUUGUUUUUAUGACUGCACACGUUCGUCUGACUCCACACAUAUGUGCACACAACACACAUAUUUAGAACUUUGUGAUAAAUUCGUACAAAAUAUAAAUCUUGGUUAUUUUAUACAAACAACCAUAACAUAUUCUUUAGUCCUUAUAAUAUUGUAACAUUUUUCUUAAAGAAAACUAUGUAUUACUAAAAUAUUUUUACAAGCAUUUAAAAUAAAACUUUUUUAGGGUUCCACAACAAAUUCCAGUUACAGUUUUAUCUCUCUUAGUUCAUCAGUUCAUAAUGUCUGUCAACUCAACACAAUGGUUGACACAGAUUGUUUAUUCUAAAUAGUUAUUUUGGCUUCUUUAUAUUUACUAUUUAUUUACAGACGUGUAAUAAUACUCUUCUAUAAUGAUAAGUACUGUUUACAGUAUUCAAUUUAGUAAAAUAUAAUACUCAAUCAACUUAACGAUGUAAUCUAUGCAAUAAUUAUUUAUUUCUUUCAUUCAACUUAACUUAUAUAAGUGGUACAUACAAGACUUAAUAUUUGUCAAAAUAUAACAAAAAAAUAAUUAUUUUUAUUUAAUUUCUGCAUAUUUUAUAUUAUUUUAAUCAUUUUAAAAUCAAGCCGCUUCUAUAUACAUAUAAUAUGUAAUUAUGUAUGAAUAUGACACUUUCCACUUACUUUUUAACACUAACGUUUAACUAUCGUAAGAUAUACGGUACAUGUUAUACCAUACCAUUACCAUUGUAAUGUAGUGUAAGUAAUGUAUACAAGCAUACUCGUGUACAGCAAGCAAUAAUGUGCAUCUUAUUCAUAUGUUUAAAUUAUAUUGACAACAAAACAUAUCAUUCAAAUUGUCACAAAUUUUUUACCAUAAAAAAGCAAUUUAUUGCCUAGUGCAUUUUAUAUUAUUUAUCAAAUUUCUAACAUAACUAUUGUUACAUAUUACAUUUUAAUUGUGAAAUGUUUAUAGUUAAGUAAAGUUAUGAUGUCCAUUGUAUUGGUUAUUCAUCAGCCAGAGUUGGUGAUAAUUAAGCCAAAUUAUUAGUAUUGAUGUAUGCCAAACAGCAGGUUAAUUCACUAUCUUUAUGUAUGACGUAUGUUAGUUGACAUAAUAUGUAACAAAUGUCAACCGGUGCUUACUAGUGGAUACCACACGGUAUGUUAAUGACAUUUUGUCAAUUGUGUUGAUGUUUAUUUUAAUAAUGAUAAUAAAGACAAAAAUAGUGAAUAGGCCAGCUGGUGUAAAUUUAAAUGUAGUAAUAUGGCCAAUAUUUAUUUAGUUUGCCUGACAUAUUCGCUAGAGCAGGAAUAAAUAGAGUAAUUUAUUUGAUCUAAACACCUGAUGGAGAUUACUCAUUAUUUUUAUAUUAUUAUAUAAAGAAGGUAAUAUACUCCAGACGAUGACAGGUCAAUAUGUUUAUUAAGUGCCUCUUAUUUUGUAACUGUAGUAGCAAUAAAGCUGUCUGUAAUCAAGUUUAAUCGGAAAAAAGCACGUCAUCACGCUGAAUUUGCAGAGAUGGCUAAUGUUUUGCUUUCAAUACUUUCAAUGUCUGAUAGUGUGAGAUUUAGGUGAUUUUUAUUUACAUUUUUUUUUUAAUGUUAGUAGUGUUAUAAGGACGGGCAUUUAUAAAAAUUCAAAUGUUGCUAGUAAAUCAGCGUCGUUUGUACCACAUUUGUGAGAUAUUCGUACAAAAUAUAGUAUAAUUUACCGCUUGUGCACUAGUACUUUCCGAGCCUGUUUAUCGCUUUCCACUCCGAAGUCCUUUGUGGUCCAGAUGGAGACGACGGAAGUUCAUUAACAUAAUUUGGCAACAGUUAAUCUUCAGUUUUUUAUCUAAUUAGCAACGUUGAGACUACUCACUGACCUACCGCUGUAAGUACAUGUAUAAAACAUUCCGGUCAUACGAGUAUCUCACAUUAACAACACUAAAAGGUUGAUAAGUCUUCAAAUGUAAAAUCUCAAAAAUAAGUAGUUAGUAAUUUAAAAUGAUUUGUACAAUUUUGUCUCUGAAAGACGAGUGCACAAGCGCACUUAGUAUAAAGUAGGAUAUAUUCUAAAGCAGCAAUAAUAUUUAGUAGUAAUUAUAGCAAUUGGAAUUGUAAUAGCAUAAAGCAUUGACUAGAGAAUUGAAAAAUGUAAAGGAGAGUGAUUCUUUCUUCUUUGACAUGUGAAGUGGCUUCGUUUCAGCGCCUGCGCUGUAUUAAGGUGACCAAAGAUUUCAUUCCUACAUACUCGUGUAUGUGUUAAGACGGUUAUAUGUAACGAUGUGGAAUAUAUUAUCUGACCACACAUAUCCUGAUGUCCUGUAUGUCGAGAACAAUCUAUGCAUAGAAUCUGUAAAGAAACAGACUUCGAGGGGCCACGUAUCAAAAUUUGUUGGGAGGCCCAAUUAAUGAAGGGUAAAGAUUUCUCACAAAAUGAACAAAAAUGAUAGCUUAAAAUGCAUAUGACAAUGACAACCUACGUAGGAUGUUUCCAACUUUUUCGCGCACGCUUAAGCAACGAAUUAAAUGAGAUCGUGGAUUAGAUUUACUUCAGAAAUUACUAAAGUAAAAAAGCAUACAUAAUAGCAUUGUGUUGAAAGAGUUAUGGUAGGGUAAAUCGAAAAAUAAAGAGAUUUUCGGGAUUUGCUAUGUUAUUUUCCUGGUUCUAAACUACCUUUCUACCAUGUAUACCAUACCAUGACUUUCUUAUAUAUAUAUAUAUAUAUAUAAGAAAGUCGGGUUUGUUGCAACACUUAUAAAUCAAAAACGGUUUGGUAGAAAGGUAGUUUAGAACCAGGAGAAAAACAUAGCAAAUCCCGAAUCUUAAUAAGACUUUAACAGUAACUAUCAUUCUCUAGCUCAUAAACUUAGCAAUAGUCUACAAUAUGGCGACCUGUAGGCCUAACAUGCGCUCCACAAGUCACGACAUGAUUGACUGGGGAAGAGAAAAGACAAAUGUCGACCAGUGGCGUAGCUAGGUAACCAAGAGCCCUGGCGCAAAUAAAAAUAUUACUACCACUACUAUAAACUGGUUGGGUUUUAUAAAUAAAAAUAUUAUUUAUAUACAAACACCAUUGACCUAUAAAAGGACGCACAAUCAUGUAGAAAAUUUCACUUUAAAACUGGCCAAUUUUGCUUUGACAGUUUUAGAAUUAUUGGUAAAGAAAAUUGUAAAUAUAGUCCAAUAUUUAAUAAAAUCCUAAAUUCAGAGCAAAUUCAACCUUGAGGAUUGAGUUUAAGGUUGAAUUUGCAAAUGCAACUACUUGAAUUGAGUGCCAAGAAGUUGUGUUUGGCACUCAUUGAGUGGGGACGUUUUUUUGCUCGCGGAUUGUGCGUUCACUUUUUAAUAGGAGAUCGAUGACAAACACAUAAAAAUUCUAAGCUACUUUAUCAUCAGCUCUUUUACGUUUACAAAAUUUCCAAGUUCAGUUCGAUCGCGAUUUUCUGGUAAGGAUUAGAGCCUCCGCAGCUUGAGGGGCCCGGGGCAUUGCACCGCCUAGCCCUUGGGUAGCUACGCCAUUGAUGUCGACCAACAGCGGCGGAGUUAGCGCAGUCUUAUCUCUUUCAACCCAACAUAACCAAAGAGAGAGAGAGUAACGAAUUGACAAUUGUCAUUUUGUAUUGCUAGGCCUAAUGGACUGCAUUUAAUCCAGAGACUAUAGUCUGGCAAGUUUGUUGAUAACGCUUCCAUGAUAUGCGGGCGACAGGGAGAAAGUGCGUGCAGGGAAGUGACGUGCAUCAAUCGUGGGGUUUUCAUUCAUCGCUACACGCCCCCCGGCCCGCGCCGAACAUCAGGAGUGUUACGAACGAAGUUGCCAAGCUAUUACACAAGGUCAAUGUUUGAAACAGUUGUUGCUCUCUUGACCAAGGUGUAGUGCAGAUUGCAGGGCUAUUGAUUUUAUAAUCGAUCGCUCACUGUUCAUACGUACAAACAGUUGGAUGAAACCGAGGAAUCCAUGAUAUGAAUGUAUUUGAGUGCGUGUAGCUCCUAAAACUGGAGUUUUGCUGAUGUCAAUUUAUAUUGUAUAACUACUUAUAUAAAUAUUUACUAGGUAUAUAACACAAAAAGAGCGCUAAAUUAUAUAUCAUUUGAUUAAUAAUGUUCAUGCACAGAGCGACCUUUAGCGUUCUUUCUGUGACACUAAACAUCGUAAUUCAUAUCAUGUGGUACCUAUGUACUACAAUAUGAUUUCAAUGUGCUUCGAAAAUUCUUAUGAAAAAUAAAUAAGAGUGUAGCUUCUAGUAAGGUAGAGUAGAUAUAAAAAAGGAAUGCAACUGGUUUUUUAACCGACUUCCAAAAAGGAGGAGGUUCUACGUUCGGCUGUAUGUAUGUUUUUUUUUUUUUUUUUUUUUUUUUAUGUAUGUCCAGCGAUAAUUCCGUCAAUUAUGGACCGAUUUUGAAAAUUCUUUUUUUGUUUUGAAGGGUUUACUUCCAGGGUGGUCCCAUUUUUUUCAUGUCAGGAGCUGAUGAUGGCAUCCUGGAGAAAUUGAGGGGAACUUUCGAAAGUUGUAGAGACGGCUAGUGCGUUUGUUAGUGUUUCCAUAAGGUAUUUUAAACCACUACAACUUUAUGAAGGUUUGGAGUUGGUCUGAUGAUGGAGCCGAAACACAGACGAUGGAACUCAUCAAGGAUUUACAGCAAUCACCUUUUGUUUGGGCUUGAUUAAUUUGUAUUGAUGAGUACUUUCCACCUAUAUGGGUUGUGACUGUAUUAAGGGUCUGGUGAUGAAGACGAGGGACAGUAAAGAGAACUCCUCGACGGUUCACAGUAGCUACCUUGUGUUUGGACUUGAUAAAUUUGUAUUGAUGAGAACUUUCCACCUAGAUGGAUUGCGACUGUAUUAAGGGUCUGAUGAUGAAGACGAGGGACAGUGAAGAGAACUCCUCGACGGUUCACAGUAGCUACCUUGUGUUUGGACUUGAUAAAUUUGUAUUGAUGAGAACUUUUCACCUAGAUGGAAUGUGACUAUAUUAAGGGUCUGGCGAUGAAGACGAAGCACAGUGAAGAGAUCUCCUCGACGGCUCACAGUAGCUACCUUGUGUUUGGACUUGAUAAUUUUGUAUUGAUAAGAACUUUACACUUAGAUAGGUUGUGACUGUACACACGCAAUAGGUAUGCUAACACUAAAAAUAAAAAAAUAAAAAUUUUAAUAAAAAAAAUUCAACCGACUUCCAACUCAAAAAAUAACUAACUAAAAAGCAAAAAAUAACAUUCUAACUAUGUGCUACCUUCUGAUGAGUUUGAAGGCGGUGCCAAGCCCGUGUCGUGUUUUAAUUAAAGCUGUUUCUGAAAGAACCACAUAAAUUUUGUAGUUUAACCGUGUUUAAUUAAAACAUCACUGGCUUGGCACCGCCUUCAAACUGAUCAGAAGGUAGCACAUAGUUAGAAUGUUAUUUUUUGCUUUUUAGUUAGUUAUUUUUUGAGUUGGAAGUCGGUUGAAUUUUUUUUAUUAAAAUUUUUCUUAACUAAAAUAUUAUAUUAUAGGUUUUAAAGAAUAAAUAGUUACAUAGAAAUUUUCAGGCAACCUUUUUUAACAAGACAACUUUUCAUCUGGUGAAGAUCGUUUCUAAUACGGAUCUUGUACUAUUAUGAAUCGAAGUAAAAUGGCCCAAGAAAUCGGGGAACAAAAGCAAGUCAGAUACGAGUGAUGGCACUACUAACCGCUACCUUUUUAGGGUUCCGUAGUCCACAAGGAACCCAUAUAGUUUCGCCACGUCCGUCCGUCGUCCGUAGACGAGUAUGAAAGCUGUAAAUUAGCAUGAGUAAGUAAAUUAAAAAAUAAAUAAAAAUUCAACCAACUUCCAACACAAAGAUUAACCUACCCACUAAACGGAAAAGCGAAAAGUAACAUCGUACCUAUGGCCUACCUUCUGAUCAGUACUAAGCCGGUGUUAACUUAAUUUAAGCCGUUUCUGACAGAACUACAUGAAACAGCACUGUCUGAAAAACCUAAAAUAUUAAUUACGUCUAUAAAGUGGUAAAAAGAAAAAUUGAAAAAAAAUCUUUUGGUUUGGUUUGGUCCCUGCGUGCAAAGUGUGGUCCCUGCGUGAACUUUUUUUAUCUAUUCUAUGAUGUGGGGUGUCGUUAUCGGUAUUUUUUGUGUAUUACAUAAGGGGAUUAAACUGAUCGUUUAUUUUACGGAACCCUACACUGCGCGUGGCCUGACACGCAUUUGGCCGGUUUUAUUUCAUGUUUCUCUUUGAUAUAUUAUUUUAUUUUUGAAGUGAAACUUAUUUACGCACGCAUGUUGGAGAGUAAGUUGGCGAGUGUGUUGCGAGAAGUGUUAUGGGGCGGCGAACGCACGUUGAGAGAGAGAGCCAAAGAAGUUUUACUACAGUCGUGUGCUUUAAAGCACACUCAUUUUUUUAAAUAUGUAUAGCAAGCCACUUAUAUAACCUGCGAUAUAUGUACGUAUAUGUGUUGAUACAAUCCAUAUAAACGGCGACUGUAGGAGUUAAAAUAGAAGCAAUUUCGCCAGCCACUCACGUUCAAGUUUACCAUCAAGAUAGGUUAUAGAUUUGGUUUCUAUAUUUUUUUCACUGCCACAUCCCAAAGCGUCCUGAAGACUUGAAGGCAAACUCGAUCUUGUGUGGCUGAAUAAUCAUUAUCAUAUCAGCCGAUGGACGUCCACUGCAGGACAUGGGCCUUUCGUAGGGACUUCAAACAUCACAUUCCUGAGCCGCCUGCAUCCAGCGAAUCCCUGCGACUUGCUUGAUGUCGUUAGUCCAACUAGUGGGGAGUCGACCUACAAGCUGCGUGCACGACUGUGCUUUCGAAUGCGGGGUCGCCAUUCCAGCAACUUGAGACCUCGACUGACUUGGGCUGAUUAGUAGCAUUAAACUAAGCAAUAGAGCAGUCUGGAAAAUUCAAAGUAGAUUGUGUAAAGUACCUAUUGUUAUAAUUAGUAUAGUCACUUUGCUUAUAAGAAAUGCAGAAAAAAUAUUGCUGUGAAUCUUGUUUGUAAUAAAGAAUAUUUUACUAAAACCUUGUAUAGUUUUUAAA
This is a messenger RNA of Bicyclus anynana (squinting bush brown), 9385 nucleotides long. It is a transcript of the gene Bem46, whose product is annotated as protein ABHD13. The record is from RefSeq and is a predicted model, not a curated record. Gene Ontology annotation, cellular component: membrane. The transcript has 5 exons. Bases 350 to 1327 code for a protein of 325 amino acids. Lineage: Eukaryota; Metazoa; Arthropoda; Insecta; Lepidoptera; Nymphalidae. Gene Ontology annotation, molecular function: palmitoyl-(protein) hydrolase activity.